GCUGAGCAAUUGGAUUAAUGAAGGUGUUCGCCACUGCAUAUAGAUGGUUAAUCGAUUUAUAAUAUAUCCAAAAAGCGCCCAAUCGGAAACGUUUCAGCGCGCUUCUCUUGGAUUUGUACUAGUUGUGUGCGUGUGUGACUGCUGGAGUGUGUGUGUGUAUGUGUGUAUGUGUGUAUGCUUGCCCUAGAUGAUGGCAUCAGUAAGCGCAUGAGGGUUAUCGAUACAAAACAACAACAAUCAAGCUAACAGCAGAAGGCAGCGCAAAUGCUUAUCAACAAACAACACGCACACCAAUAAGCGAACACAAACAAACAAACACACACAUACAUACAAUCAGCAGGUUGCGUCUACCGCUGACUGCGUCCCCCUCGCCCCUCUCGCCCAAUCGCUCUAUACGUGCUCCAUAAGCGAAUAGAGCCGUACGUGUUAUGCACAAGCGAAGCACAUGUACAAAUAUACGUACACUGCGUCUUGCCUAAUAUAGCGAGCUGUUAGCUGGGACGCGAUUAAGCACAUAUAUUUAGUUGAUUUACAAUACAGCAGCCAAGAUGAAGAAAUUAUUAUCACGACGUAUUAGUAGGCUAAGCAGCCUGGAUCACUCCACGCUAGUCGACGACGAGGAGGAGGCCGUUGACUACGAUACACCCAGCAGCUAUCAAAUGACAACAAAUCAACAGCAGCAGCAGCAGCAACAAUCCCAACAGGCACCGGCCAAGCCGCUUGCGCCUUAUGCGCUCUUCUUUCGAGACACCAUGACGGCCAUCAAGCAACAGAAUCCUGCAUGCACGCUGGAGCAGAUAACAGCUAUAGCUCUAAGUAUGUGGGAAUCUAUGGACGAGAAGCAAAAGACUGUAUACGAUCAGCGGCAUGACGUGGAAAAGCGUGAAUAUGUGCGUCAGCUGCGCGAUCAUCAACGCAAUCAGCAGUUGGGCGAGCAGCAGCAGCAACAACAGCAGCAGCAGCAACAGUCGUCGCCUUCGGAUUCCCUGCCAGACCAGGAGGAAACGCCAGGGGAAACAAGAAACGAGACAGCCGUUGCGCAGCCGCCACCACCUUCAGAUCAAAUUCAGCUGUUAACCGAAGCAGCAGCAGUGCAAAAAUGUACGCGCGAACAAUGCAAUAAGCCGGCAAUAAUAAAUCCCGAUUGGGAGGAUGAAUAUUGCAGCAAUGAAUGCGUUGUUAUACAUUGUCGCAAUGUGUUUACGGAGUGGGCGCGUUCGCUGCAAAAUUCGCCCACGUAGUUACUAAUCUUAAUAGGUGCACUUGUAGGUAUUAACUAAAACAAGAAAAAAACACAAACACAAAAGUAGGUAAAACGCAAUCAGCUGUUCGGCGCACGCACGCAGCGUUGCCAGCUGUCAAAAAAAAAACAACACUAUGAAACACUGAAGCUUGGCACACCCACAAAAUGACGCGCGCAAUUCAAAUGCGUUCUGUGCAUUGCUUAGUAUUAUACGAUUAUUAAUAAAACA
Molecule: messenger RNA, 1472 nt
Organism: Drosophila hydei
Lineage: Eukaryota; Metazoa; Arthropoda; Insecta; Diptera; Drosophilidae
Product: TOX high mobility group box family member 4
Exons: 2
Coding region: 549-1241 (230 amino acids)
Biological process (GO): regulation of transcription by RNA polymerase II
Cellular component (GO): nucleus
Molecular function (GO): chromatin DNA binding
Source: RefSeq, a predicted model, not a curated record